AUAAAGACUAUUAUGUUAUAUAGGCAUUAUUUAAAUUAUUACUGAUACAUUCGCUUUAAUGUAAUCAUGAUGAUAUUCAUAAGUUUUACGUUUUCUUGCCUCAUAGGAUUUGUUGUUGCAUUGCCGGCACAAUCACCAGUGAUAAGAAAAUUAGAACCUGGCCUACGAUAUCAAUAUGCGAUCGAUUCAAAAGGUGAAAAUCACCUGGUAGAUUUGUGGAUGACCUUGGACGAUCUGAGACAAGCUGAAAGAUUCAACCCCGUUACAGCCAAUGCUUAUCAUCUAUUUACGAGAGCGAAUCCAACAACAAGCCAGCCGCUGGUUCCAAACAACGCAGCAACUUUACAACAAAGCAACUUUGAUGGAAAAAAACGAACAGUUUUAUUGGUACACGGGUGGAGAGAUUCCGCUUUGUCUGAACUAAAUUCGGUGAUAGUACCAGCUCUCCUAGAUGCAGCAGACUUAAAUGUGAUUGUUGUCGACUGGAGUUCUGGAGCAAGUUCUAUCAAUUUUAGAUUGGUUAUUCUCAACACCAUCUCCUCUGGUAAUGCUGUGGCACAGUUUAUAACGUGGUUGAACCAAGCUAGUGGCAGUGACACAUCACAGUUACAUCUAAUCGGUCACGGGUUUGGUGGUCACCAAGUUGGUAUCAUUGGCAGAAAUUUGGGCGGCACCGUCAAUUAUAUUACGGGCUUAAAUCCUGCUCUCAUUGGUUGGGUCACAAACAUUUACCGCUUUCAACCGAAUGAUGGUGUUUACACAGAGGUCAUUCAUACCAAUUACGGUGUUUAUGGCUACAUAGCGGAGUUGGCUCAGGUUGAUUUUUAUCCCAACGGUGGAAUAUCUAUGCCUGGCUGUGACUCAAAUGAAUGUGAUCACGCCAGAAGCUACUUUUACUUCGCUGAGUCUGUAAGAUCUGGAGGAUUUAAUGGCAGACAAUGCGUGAACUAUGCUGCUGCUGUUAUCGGAAUGUGUGAUAUACUCCCAGGAAAACUUCAUAUGGGAGGUCUUGAACCAAAAAUUGGACGUUCUGGUGUAUAUCUGUUGGAAACGAAUGCGUCCCCUCCAUUCUCACGAGAUUGAUACGAGAGAUACACUUUAAAUGAAAAUACAUGUUAACCAAAUUAAAUGACUGAUUUAUUUAUACGAUAAAAAAACUUACACUAAGCGUUUACAUAACUUAAAGCAAUAAAUAGGAUCAGUGCGUUUUCAACACUCACAUACGGCGGUUAGCUAACGAUGGUUUGUACUUAAUUCGUUGUUUUUUUUUUAUAUCACAGUUGGUUCGGAUGUUUCAAGCUUUUUGGUGCUCUCCUCUGAGAACUAUCUGAUGUAGCUUCAUCGUUUUUUAUUGUAGUUGUCUCUGAAGCAGGUUUGGUAGCAUUAAGUUUAUUAGGUAAAUCUAAGAGACUCGAUAGGAAAGCAACUCCUUGUUCAGCUGUCUGAUAUAUUUCCAUAAUGAACGAUUCAGCGUUGAAACCUGGAGUUUCUUCACCAUUAUCUUCGCUGUCUUCAGUGGUACUGCAAAAAAUAUAUGACUGCUAAUUUUCAUUCAUAUAUGUGCAUAUUUUUGGUUUUAUACCUAUUGCGAAUAUAAGUGAAGUCCAUAUGUCAGCACGCACACACCGGAGCACGACACGCAAUGGAUUAUAUUAAAAAUAUGACAUCAUUGCCAUAAUUAAAACUGACAGUGGCAUUUUUCAUUGAAGCAUCUAUGAAAAACGACUGCAGUGGACGUAUGAUAUCGACAAGUCCGUGCAAUGCGUGUCGUGCGACCGGUGCGUGCAUACUGAGGCAGAGGACGAGUGCCUUAUAAAUACUAAAAGACGCUUCCUCGAAAACGUUUUUUGAUUUGUUUUAAAUUAUUUCGGUACGUGUUUUGUAAUUAGCUAACAAGUAUUCUGAGGCAGCCUAUAGGUCUUACAUAAAAAUAUUUUUAUUGCUAUUAUUACCUUCACAUUGAUAUGAAAUUAUGCAUAUUUUUUUUUAUACAUUAUUUAAAUCUUUAUAAAUUUAAGUGUUUAACUGUUUCCCUCAUUUGUAGAUUGAAUAUUAUGUUUUAGAAUAUUAUUCUUACUUGAUUAAAAUUUUAAUUGAAUUGCAUAUUUUUUUUACUUACGAUUCUGUUUCUGCUGGUGGGUCUUCCAUUUCCAUUCCUCCGGACUUUGACUUAAAGCAGCCGAUAGGGAACUCCAACUGCUUGUCGCCAAAGAUUCGAGGCUGCAGCUCCAGACAACCUCUUAGACCAUCAGCAGUCGGCGCCAUAUCGCUGAACUUAGCGCACACUUGAGCGAAUUUGCCGAUAACUUCGAGACAUAUAGGAUCAGGGUUCGUGCCUGUGAGAAACGUAUAGCAAUUAUUUAGUUUUUUUUUGUAUCUGCUAAAAUUGUAUGUGCAAAAAGUCUUUCCACCUUUUUUGGUGGUUUAUAUCUUGAGAAAACUUUAUUUUGCUCUAUUCAUUGAUGCAAGUUCAUGAUAUAUCGGAAACUACAUAUUUCACGCUCUCAAUUACGAAACGAUUAAGAAAAUAAUACGAUUUGUUAUCUUUGUUGUUUCAGAUAAGGGAACAUACUCUUCUUUAGCUUUUUAUUCUGGCUUAUGAGCAAUGUUGUUGUCUAAUUUGAUAUACCUAUAAAAUAAAAAAGUAGACUUUUUAAAUUGAUAGACUUGUAUAAGUAAUAUAAAUAAUGACCCAACAACCCGCGCCAACCAAAACUUGAAUUGCAAUUUCUAAUAAUAUAUUAACUAGCGAUUUCACCACUAGAAGAACUUUCUCUAUAGAAAGUCUAACUUUUGCCAUUAAGAUUUGAAUCUAGGUUUCCUACAUAAUAAUAUAUGGGUAUUUUUACGACUGGUUUGCAAAUAUAAUCUAAUGAUUUAAUAUUUUUCGUUUAGAACUACUAAAGAUUUAGAAAGUCAAAUAAAUUAUGGUGAGAAAUUUGUAUAAUUUAUUUAUUUAACUUUAUUGACCAAUACAAGUAUGCUACAAAAAGCGGACUUAAUGUUAAUGGCAUUUUCUCAAUCAACCUUUGGGAAAAUUGAC
Molecule: messenger RNA, 3043 nt
Organism: Diatraea saccharalis (sugarcane borer)
Lineage: Eukaryota; Metazoa; Arthropoda; Insecta; Lepidoptera; Crambidae
Source: the annotation of a GenBank genome assembly